Messenger RNA from Lathyrus oleraceus (garden pea), 462 nucleotides. RefSeq lists its product as uncharacterized. Lineage: Eukaryota; Viridiplantae; Streptophyta; Magnoliopsida; Fabales; Fabaceae. The transcript is spliced from 2 exons. The record is from RefSeq and is a predicted model, not a curated record. The coding region runs from base 1 to 462 and encodes 153 amino acids.
AUGGAGUAUGGCGUGUAUGCUCAGCAUAAUUUUGAAGGCAAUAUGAUUAUGGUGUGUCUCUAUGUUGAUGACAUAUUGCUAACAAGGAGUUGUGAACAUGAGAUAGCUAAGUUAAAGAAAGUGCUGAUGAAUGAGUUUGAGAUAACUAAUCUAAGAAAUAUGACAUAUUUCCUAGGGAUGAAGUUUAUUUACUCUGAGAAGGGUAUCACUUUGCAUCAGUUGAAGUAUGAACUUGAGCUUCUGAAGAGAUUCAAGAUGCUGAAUUGUAAGGCUACUGUCACAUCGUCAGAAACAAAUCACAAAUUGGAUUCUGAUUCUGAAGAUGAUGAUGUAGAUGCCACAACUUUCAAGCAGUUGGUUGGCUCUCUGAGAUGUUACAACUGCGUGUCAAGAAGUUUGACUUCUAAAUUUACUACAGGAUUUGAAGAUCAAGGUAAACAAGCUUAUAAAGCCGAUGAUUGA